Thrips palmi is the source of this 4292-nucleotide messenger RNA. RefSeq names its product synapse-associated protein of 47 kDa (gene Sap47). Gene Ontology annotation, cellular component: cytoplasm; synapse. NCBI's taxonomy places the organism in Eukaryota, Metazoa, Arthropoda, Insecta, Thysanoptera, Thripidae. The record is from RefSeq and is a predicted model, not a curated record. The coding region runs from base 401 to 1804 and encodes 467 amino acids. The transcript has 10 exons.
AAGAAGACCCACGAAAGAAGAAACUAGGAGCGUCUGCUAGAGACACCUACUGGCUGAAACCAAAACAAAAUAUUUGGGUUUGAUGUUUAUGGUUUCGAUCGCGAAAAUUUAGUGAUCGCCCUGCUCUCGUGCUCUCAGCCAAGGCGUGCGCCCGCGUCGCAGCGUAGCGUUUUCCGCGUGUGUAUUUCGUUUCACGUGUGCGAAUCUGGCGUUGACAUCGCAGCGCGACUAGUGACUGCGUCGCAGAAAGGGAAGGGCGAACAGCUUUCUGGCAUGAAGUGGAAAGAUACGUGAGUGAAUCGCGUGGUGACACUUGGCUCUGGGACUUGGACUGGCACUGUCAGCAGUUGGGCUGCGAGUGCUUUUCUUCUGGACAGACAGUCUCGACAAAUAAGCCAAAAUGUUCACGGGGCUGACGAAUCAAAUGAGCGGGUGGAUGGGGAAUGUGGUGAAGAAAGGGGAGGGAGAGGCAGCCAAACCUGAAGACAAAGUGGAACCUGCUGCAGAGGACCUGGCUGCAGCUACAGAAAACAUUGAGGCUGCCAAGGAUGCAGCAAGCCCCACCAAACCCGGCGGCCGCCUGGAGAUGCUGUCCAACGUGAAGAGUCAGAUGUCGGGCUGGCUGGGCUCGGCGUCCAUCCCCUCCAUGCCCGCCAUGCCGGCCAUGCCCGCCAUGCCGGCCAUGCCCGCCAUGCCCUCCAUCCCCGGGCUGCGGAAGGGUGGCGACGACCAGGCCGCGGACGCCGCGCCCACCACCGUCGAGUCCCCCGCCUCGGAGAAGUCCGUCAAGGGCUCCCCCGGCGAAGCCAAGGACGACGACGACGAAUCGAGCGCGACGGGCGGCGCCGACAGCAACGCCGAGAUCUCGGACAACGAGGCCGAGGACUUGGAGAAGGACGGCGCCGUCGGCGGAGUCUCCACCAAGGCCAUCCAGGGCGCCAAGUCCUUCGGCGGCUUCCUGUACUCGGCCGUCAGCAAGGCCGGUGCCAAAGUCAGCGAGGCCGGCGCCAAGAUCAAGAAGACCGUCGAGGAGAACGUUAACAACGGGUCCAUCCCCACCGGGUCAUUCAUUGACAACCUGCUGGGCGACUUCAACAAGGAGCAGGAGGCUUUCAUCAAGGACAAGAACAGCAAAGGCUCCGAGGCGGCCGUGCCGCCAUGGGUCGGCUGCCCCAACGAGGAGUCUCUAAAGGAGGAGUGCCUGUCGCUGUCCACGGAUCGACGGAAUUUCGUGCGCAGUCCACCCGCGGGCGUGGAGUUUAACUUUGACUACGAAGUGACGUACCCAGUUGCCCAAGCUAUUUUAGCAGAAGAUCCAAACCUUGAGAAAAUGAGGUUUGAACUGGUCCCCAAAGUGAUCAAUGAAGAAAACUUCUGGCGUAAUUACUUCUACCGAGUUAGCCUCAUCUGCCAAGCAAAUGAACUGUCGUCCAUGGCCAAAGAAGGGGGUGCCUCAGCUUCUCGCACCAGCAGCACAGAUGCUGAGCCUGCAGCUGCACCACCUGUACAUGUGGAGGAUCCCUUAUGCUACAUGCCCGAGUCUUCUACCAAUGCUGAGAGUCCCACACAUGAGUUUGUGUCAGACACUUUUGUAGCAAGCUCUCAAGACUUAGAGGAAGUACGAGAAGGCAUGCGUAUACUCGGCUUAGAACCUGUGCAUAAAGAAGAAGAUUGGGAGAAGGAAUUGGAAGCAGAACUGCAGGAUUAUGAAGUAGUCGCAGACAAUGACAGUCAAAACACACAUUCCAGUAACUGGGAAAACCAGAUUGAAGAUAUGUUGGAUGAUGAAACAGAUCUGAAGUAGUCUGUUAUUCUACAACAGUUGGUUGUAUUGUCUACCUUCUUUUAAGUGUUGUCAAAAUAUCUCAAGUUUAUUGUAUCGUUUGCUGUGAGUUUAUUGUGAGCCUUGCAGCAAUUAUGUGUAUUGUAUGUACUCCUACUAACUGAACAGAGGAUUCCUGAAUCAAUCAGCCAAUACUACAAUUUCCAGUGCAGUGUUGAACUGUGUUGUCACUUUUCUUGUUGUGAGGGGAUUUUUUCCCCUGUUUUUGGCGCAGUUAUUUUAUUAUUCAUUUUAUCUGGUGUUGGGGUGGACAUGCAUUUCUUCAUGGAUAAGAAUGCAGUGGAUAGUAAUCUAAAAGUUCUUAAGUUCUGACUGAAACGACUGCUUAAUCCAAGCACUUUGUCCAAACCAGUAUUGCUGCUCCAUUCUCUGGAUCUGCAAUGUCAGUAUUUCUUUCCCAGCAAAAGAUUUGCUUUAGCAUAAGAUAGAAAUCACUCACAUUCUGAAUAAGAAUUUUGUGCUACCUGUCAGUUAGUAUUGACACUGAGUUGAGAAAUAAAUUAGGUAUGUAUAGUAGUGUGAAGAAACACCUCACCCAAAGAUUUGUCAGGUAGUUAUAUUUUUAAGAGCUUUCAAUAAUUGUUCCAUUUGAUUCCUUUUGAGUUUUAUUCUUGUGCGUUUGGCUGGCUUUUGAGUUUAUCCCUCUUGACUGGAAAAGUUACAAGAAAAGCUACAAUAAAAACAUAAAGUUUGAAAAAAAAAAAGGUUCUACCUCUAUGUAUCUGCUAUCCUUUUGCCUUUUCUCUCUAUGAUCAACUGUGCAUAAGAUAUAUCUUCUAUAUGACUGAACGUUUAACAAAUUAUCAAAGAGUGUUGAUCUUUAAAGGACUAUAGUAUAAAUAACAUGUAAUAGCUGGCCUGUAGUUACAAUGUAGACAAGCACUGAUUCAAGCUUGUAGUAUUUGCAUACAUGCUGUAAUCAUGUGCUUCAAUGUGAUUAAAGCAAAUAUUUUUCUUGCUUGCUGUGGUCUUUAAAAAGCAUACCAAACUGAGUCAAUAGUUUGCAUUUGCCGGUGCAUUUUGAAUGGGUAUCCACAUCCUCCCAUAUCAUAACAUACUCGUCAAUUUGAUUUCAUCUAUUAGUAGCUUUAUCAGAUAUUCACAAAACUUUGCAAAUUGUUGUCUUUCCAAUUUUUCCCACCUUAGGGUUCCAUAAUGUUCAUUGUCUAUUGUAUACCUGUUUCCUGUGAAGGAAUAUCUUACUGUGGAACGACCUAAAGUUAAGAAAGAUUAUAAAUUGGCUUACCAAGUGCAAUAUUUUUCAAGGUGUCAUCUUAUAUUUGUAUAGCUUUUUGAAGAACAGGACAGCCUUAUCAGAGGCAUGUGUUUAUUUGACCUAAAAAAAUGUCUUAUUAUUUAUUUGUAAAGGUAUCGUUUUUAAGUGGUGAGAUACAUUCCAAAGGCCCAAUGCCUCUGUGCAUGUGCUAUUUGUGUAUCAUACAUUAUUGUCUAAUUCCCUCUGCAUUGCCAAGCGAAGUAAAUUUUCUUAGAAAUCUUUAUCCUUGGCUAGUUAAGCCAAGCUUAAAAGUGUUUGUGUAUAUCACCUGUAAAAUUCCACUUUGAAGAGCGUUAGUUGGGAGUUAGCAAUAAGGAAGUAAAGUUGUGAUCAAGUCAAUCUACAAAUCCUCUUUGAUUUUUUUCCCCUUAGAUAUGGUUAUCACUUGCUAUCUGCCUUGUAUUUUAUGGAGAAAAGGUCUCUGUGCAGAUUUGCUGUUUGCAAUUAUGUCAAGUUAGUGCGUGCUGAUGUCUGCAAUGUUUUCAGAUUGUUUGUUUGUUGGGUCUUGUACUUACAUUUUUAUGUAACUACGAAUUUCUUUUCUCAUACUUUUAUCUUGUUGGGAAUGCAUUUGAAAAAGGCUUUUAAAAGUCUUCAUCUUAUUCUUCUGUAAUCUGCAGAAAUCAGUUUUCUUUGUAGGUUUGAAAUAUGCACUAUGGUUAAGGAGUUACUUAUCAGCCUACCUGAGGUUUUAUUUCAGCAUUACGUUAUUUUAAUUUUGUACUUGAUUUUGUUGACUUAAGCAUUACUUAUGCUAUAUUUUUAAAACAAUAAUAUUUUUAGCUUCAACAUUAUUUUUUUGUUUGUACAUAAUGUGAAAAGAUGUAGUGUUUGAGAGUCAAUGGUUUCAAGUCUGUUAUGUUUAUAAAUGUAUAUUAUUUAUCCUGUUAAAUAUGCAAAUCUACAGGCACACUGAUGUGAUGUGCUGUGAAAUGAAUGAAAGUGGUGAUCAUGGAGUAUUUUGUUGAAUUAUGUUAAUAUGUUAGGAUUAACUUAAAAGUUUCAGAGGAUAUACAUUACGGUGGUUCUUCUUGGUCGGUAAUUGAAGCCUCUCAUGUUUUGCAUAGUUUAGCAGAAUACCCACUUAGGCCUAUACAAUAAAUACGUUGGAAAGCAGAGAAUGUGUAUUAGACAGUCAUAUAUGGAAAUCAAUAAAGAACAUAUGCCUAUUGA